GGGGUAAAACCCUAGAGACAACCUGUGGCUCCUUCAGAUCUAUCGGCACCGCCGCCGCCGCAAGCCCAACCCACCGCCACGGCCGCCGCCGCAACGGUUACGUCGUCAUCAAAAGCCGUCUCUGCGGUUUUAGGGUCAAAUACCAUAUAACCCUUGAAAAUUUUCAUUCCCAAAUCCGAAUCCUAAGCCCCAAAGCCAUCAAGAAAAAUGUCAUCCUUUGCUGCCGCCAGGUCUGUCCUCCGAUCUACAGCCACUCGAACCGCCUUGGGCUCCCGGCUUGCCUCCGGCUCCAGACCUAAACCUGCUUCUUCACCGUUCCGCAUUCCCAAACUGAAUCAGAACCGCCUCUCUCGUCCCACAUUCAGAAGGUCGGCCGAGGAGAUGAGCCGCUGCCUGGGAUCAUUGCUUCCUUAUCACAGUGCCACUGCCUCUGCAUUGCUUACUUCGAUGCUUUCAGACUCUUGCCGCACCUGCUGUUGGACUCCUGAAGAUCUUUGAUUUUCUGUUGGGAUGCUGUGCACUGUUGGUAGUUUUCAGUCCCCCACCAGCACCAAUCAUAAAUCACAUUUGUCUCAAAAACCUCUGCAACAUUUUACCUACCCAAACAAAGUUGUCUAAUUUUCAUUUCAUGUUAUUUAUGUCCAUGGCUUUUUCUUGCAUUGUAGAUGGUUGAUUGUUCUGUUGGGAUGGAGGUGCAGUGGUAGUUUUCAUAAAUUGAAUCAGACUUUGUAACAGAUGCUGGAAACAGUCAUAUUUAUUGAAGUUUAAUAUUUUGAAGGAGUUCUUCUUAUUUCAUGUUUAAAUACUUGUUAAAACUUCUCCCUCCACUCCACUGCAAUAUUAUUAAUUCCUGUGCCUCUAAUACAACUUUGAACUUUUCUUGGUCUUUCUUUU
Messenger RNA from Morus notabilis, 894 nucleotides. Its product is annotated as protein NUCLEAR FUSION DEFECTIVE 6, chloroplastic/mitochondrial-like. NCBI's taxonomy places the organism in Eukaryota, Viridiplantae, Streptophyta, Magnoliopsida, Rosales, Moraceae. The transcript is spliced from 4 exons. The record is from RefSeq and is a predicted model, not a curated record. Gene Ontology annotation, cellular component: mitochondrion. Bases 208 to 498 code for a protein of 96 amino acids.